Molecule: messenger RNA, 1699 nt
Organism: Chenopodium quinoa (quinoa)
Lineage: Eukaryota; Viridiplantae; Streptophyta; Magnoliopsida; Caryophyllales; Amaranthaceae
Product: GDSL esterase/lipase At5g14450-like
Exons: 5
Coding region: 294-1442 (382 amino acids)
Molecular function (GO): hydrolase activity, acting on ester bonds
Source: RefSeq, a predicted model, not a curated record
ACAUACACAUCUCAAAACAUUUAUUGGAUGUCGAAGGUGGAUCCAACUUGGAAUAGAUAAUUGGAUAAACACACUGCCCAAAUUGUAGAUGAUUCAUUCGGUGCAAAACAACGUAACAAAUCACAAGGUCCCCAAAAUAUCUUCAAUAAUUUAUACCCAAAUCCUAAAAUUCCUAGUAUAUUUGGAUCCAUCAUUCCACUUCCACUUUUAGCUGGCUUAUUUCAAGCUCAAAAUUAUAACUAAACUUCCAUAAUCUUCCCUCUUCAUUUCUCACAUUAAAAAAAAAAUAAAAAAUGGGGUGUUUAAGUGGUGGUGUAUUGGUGGUUUUAAUGGUGGUGGGAGUGGUGGCAGGACAGUCGGUGAGAGAUAAGCCGCCGUGUAAAUUCCCAGCAAUGUAUAAUUUCGGGGAUUCGAACUCGGACACCGGUGGCAUUUCAGCGGCUUUUCAGCCUAUUGAGUGGCCUUACGGCCAGACCUUCUUUAAGAAGCCGGUGGGUCGUGAUUCCGACGGCCGUGUUCUCGUCGAUUUUAUUGCGGAGCAAUUAGGACUUCCGUACUUGAGUGCAUACUUGAACUCGAUUGGAGCCAAUUUUAGCCACGGUGCUAAUUUCGCUACCGGUGGAUCUACUAUCCGUAGGCAGAAUGAGACAAUAUUUCAAUAUGGGAUUAGCCCUUUCUCACUUGAUGUCCAAAUUUGGCAUCAUGAUCAGUUCAAGUCUAGAACCAAGGAUCUUUACGACCAAGUUAAGAGUCCCUUUGAGAAAAGUGUGCUUCCUAGACAAGAGGACUUCGCGAAGGCUCUUUACACAUUCGACAUUGGCCAGAAUGACCUCUCUGUUGCCUUCCGUACAAUGAACAAUGAACAAAUUCGUGCAGCCAUCCCUAACAUCAUUUCCCAAUUUUCUUCUGCAGUUCAACAUUUAUAUGAACAAGGAGGGAGGUCAUUCUGGAUACAUAAUACCGGUCCAAUUGGUUGCUUGCCUGUAAACCGAUUCUACAUUAUAGAUCCUAAGCCCGGAUUAGUUGAUGAAUUUGGCUGCAUAAAAGGGCAGAAUGAUAUGGCUAUUGAAUUCAAUAAGCAGCUCAAGGAUGCUGUUACAAAACUCAGGGCACAACUUACUGAAGCCGCGAUCACAUAUGUGGAUCUUCACUCUGCCAAGUAUGGACUAGUUAGCAAAACAAAAAGUCUAGGAUGGGCAGACCCAAUGAAUGUAUGCUGUGGGUACCAUGAGAAGUAUGAUCAUGUAUGGUGUGGGCAAAAGGGUGCAAUAUCGAAUAGCACGACAGUGUAUGGAGCAGUCUGCAAGAACCCAGCGUUACAUGUGAGUUGGGAUGGUGUGCACCACACUGAAGGUGCAAAUCACUGGUUUGCUAACCUCAUAUUUAAUGGCUCACUUAACGAUCCCCCAAUCCCCAUCACCCAUGCUUGUUAUAGGAAUUAAGGUUUUCAAUCUCCCCUUGAAUCGAAAUUGAUUAUGUUUUUCAUGUCGGAGAUUAAUACGUACUUGUUAGAUGAAUAAUUUAUACUAGGAAAGGCGCAGGAUUUAGAGGAUCAGCCUUGCAACUGUACUUUUGUAUGACUCAUUUGGGACAGGUCUCAAGUCCAUUAUGCUGUUACAAAAAAUUGUUGUUACGUUGGUAGGUCAAGUAAUGUGACAUUAAAUUGAGAUAAUAACAGCUUGCUUUUCUCCGCCUCUUA